Messenger RNA from Penaeus chinensis, 2871 nucleotides. RefSeq lists its product as uncharacterized. NCBI's taxonomy places the organism in Eukaryota, Metazoa, Arthropoda, Malacostraca, Decapoda, Penaeidae. The record is from RefSeq and is a predicted model, not a curated record. Gene Ontology annotation, molecular function: protein binding.
GAGCGGCGAUGGCGACGCCGCGCGCUCUCGCCCUCGCCUGCCUCCUGCAAGCCGGAUCGGCGCUCUUCGCCGGCCAGGGCUGCUUCGUGAAACCGGAAUGGAACGUGGAACUAGCGUGGCCGGAAACCCGCAUUAGCGUCUGGUCAAGUCCUGGUCACACAUCCAGUAUCUUCGAACUGCAGGUGCACUUCAAGAACACUCUGAAGUCUUACGAUAGACUGAUCAUCACUCCCCAGCAGAUCAGACUGGAGAGGACGCGGGACAUUAUGCUCCAGGAGACCCUGCGGUUUGACUUCGAGGCUUCCUCUGGCGAAGGGUGGCGAGAGUACGUGUUCUCGGCGAGGGAGGAUUACGUCCUCACCUCCGUCGGGCACAAGAAGACCAUCUCGAUAAAUACAACGAAAGCCUUCCAUCCCGACUCCGUCUCUGUCAAAGGCAGCAACGUUACUCUAAAUUGCCAGUCCCGUGUCCGGGUGUGGCGCGUGACGGCAGACCCCGUCACUGUCCCCUUGGACGGAUCCGGGAGGUACUCGAUCAGCGUCUUCUCGAACCAAGACAUUUCUCCGACCUUCACUCUGGACAAGGAGAGGAUCCCUCUCUCGUGGGCCCGACCUGGUCUGGUCGCCGGCAACGACACUGGCCAGGCCCUCCCGCGCUUCCUGCAGCACAACAUGACCUUAUCGUGCUCCCGAGAAGGCAACGCGAAGUCUGUUUGUAGCGUGAAGACUGAGACAUCCGGUUUCCAGCUCUACCUGAACAAGUACCCGAGAUUCCUAGGGGUAGAGGGUCGUGUUGGCAACGAAUUCUUCCUCCUUUUACAGCAAGACGAAGCUCAGAUCCUUCCGUGUUCCAGCCACGACUUCGCCAUCGCAACAUACGUCCUGGUCGCAGUACUCGUUUGGGUGUUGUUUGGAACUGGAAUCAUAGCUUGCCGUCUGGUGAUCUCUAAAAAAAACAAUCGUAAAUGGAAACCUCGAGACACAGAGAAUGCUGCAGAGGAACGAAAGCUUUUGAGUUCAGACAAUUCUGUCUCACAAGAGCGUGAGUCGAAAAGAGAUUCAAGUCAAGUCAUAAAAAACAACCCAGAAGAUUUCGAAUUGACCCAGAGACGAGAUUGCUCCCAAAAGAAUGUACAAAUAAAAGAAGCCGUGAAGACCUAUAGGAAAUGCUUAGACGAAGUAUUCGCUUUAGCAAGAGAAGGUAAAUACCAAAAUGGAGUCGACAUUUGCCUGCGUCGACAUGAACUCAUGGGAACCGUGAGGGACGAGGAAGGGAAGUCCAUUCUUCAUUACAUCGCCUCCUGUAAAGCCGGGAAUAAUGCACCAGUGUGGACGAUUCCUGCUUUACAUGAAUUCAUGAAAGACCAUAACUGUCUCCCAAACGCGGUUGAUUAUAAAGGACGUACUUGCCUUCAUGUCUUGGCCGACGCUGCCGAAACUUCGAACGGUGAAGUCUCUUGGGACGGCGAGGCCACCACCCCGAAGGAGGCGUGGCUGAGACUGGCCGGGACUCUCAUGGAGCUAGGCUGCGAUCCCCGGCGAACAGAUGGCGCUGCUCACAGGCCUGGAGACAUUGCCAGGAUGAAGAAGAAAUUGGAAUUAGCUAACUGUUUUGAAGAGAGAUGCACAGAGGAGAUGCCACAAAGCGAGGUAGGUGAUACGCAAGCCAGCAUCCUAGAGGCAGUUCGCAAAGGUGACUUCCAUCUACUGGAGAAAAAGCUGUUCCUGUGCCAAUCGUUACUGCCCUUAGACGCCCAAGCUGACCCUCUGGCAGAGGCGGUGAAGUCCGGCAGGCUGAGAACCGUGAUGCUGCUCCUGAGUGCUGGUGCGCAGCUUUGCGGUCUGCCGCUCGUGUCUGUCACGCCCCUGAAAGCCGCGCACAUGAAUCCAGAUCUCCCCGUCCACCUCCCCGCUCUCAUGAGGAAGGAGUAUGCCAGCAGGCUCCGAUACGAGGCUCAUAGUAUUCCAGCGGAGCCUGAAGGCGCUGACCGAAUAAGGAAACUGAUCGAACUGCUUGCAGACGACGUGGAAUCAACGGGCCACAAAGCCUCCUGGUGCUUCACAAAACAGUCGCCAGAUGGGAGUGCAGAGGGGAGGGAGGCUCGAGAACUCCUUUGUGCGGCAGCCGGCUUUGGUCUUCCUCUCACGUGCCAAAUGCUGGCUUCGGAGGGCGUCCAGCUCCACCCUCUGCCGCGGGAGCCAAACCCGGUCCAAAGAGCAUACGAUAAGAAGCAAAUAAACGUACUUUUGGUGUUGUUCAGAGACUUGCGCAUGUCAGCGUUUGCCAUAAUGGAUAAGAUGGAAAGAUUAGAUUUAUAUAACGAUAUUGAGGCUCUUGAAUUUCAGAAGCUGAGAGAAUUCUGCAAGAAAACUAAGAAUGAUUACAACAUCCUUGUUAAUCAGGUUAGGGAAGCUUGUACUGGGAAGCACCGAGGUGAGAUAGACAAAAAUAUUUUACUGUGCAUAUCCAUUCACGGACUAGUCUGUAUCUUCCAUAAGAUCAAGUCGUAUAUAAAGGAUUUUAAUGUUAUUGUUGACGACUUAACAGGAUCUACAAUGCUACACAUAGCAGCAGUGCAUAAUCAGAUUCAAAUGGUGGAGUGUUUGCUCUCUAAUGGUGCUGAUUUACACGCUAAAACAAAAGCAGACCUCACUGCCCUGCAUUUGACAGCUAGCCUGGGAAAUAGAGCUGGCAUGGAAUAUCUCUGUGACUAUAUUAAGUCCCAAGACAUUGAGAUGGAGAUGAUUAAUACAGCUGGUAUUUCACCCCAACAGCUGGCUGAUGGUUAUGACGAGCUGUUGGAGGACUUUAGCAUGGUGUUGCUUCCAGAGGAACAAGCGCUGGAAAUUCUAAGCCUACCGUAUGCUUCAC